AUGAGGAUAGCACUGUCCUUGCUGCUAUUAUUAUCAAUCGUAACAGAUGUAGAACCUUUAAUCAGAGAGGCCCCUUUGCCUAAACAGUUGAAAGAAUGCUACCAGAAAUAUUCCAGAAAGUCACUGGCCUCCGUUGUUGGUAAAUCAUUAUGUUGGUACUGCGAAACAUCGCUGAGAGGUCGCAUGAAUCCACCCGCCGAACCAAUGGUACUCCCAAACAGAAGAGAUUAUAGACGUCUAGCGGAACCUCUCAUUAACCGUAGGGUGAAACGUCAAGCAGGGGGAAGCACAUGUAUUAGAAAGGAAUACCGAAUGUUAACAAGCGCAGAACGAGACAACUAUCAUAAUGCAAUCAACGCCUUAAAACAGGAUACAACGAUGACACCAAAUAUGUACGACGCUGUGGCUAUGUUCCAUGUUGGCGAUGCUUCUGUUCGAGCUCAUGGUGGUCCCGGAUUUUUGGGCUGGCAUCGAAUGUAUCUUGUUAUGUAUGAAAGAGCCUUACAAAGCAAAGUGCCUGGAGUUUGUAUUCCCUACAUCGAUAAUACCAUUGAAGCAGAAUUGGGCGAUGAUGGUUCUUAUCUUUGGUCAGAUGAAUUUUUGGGGACCCCUAAUGGUGUGGUUACAUCAGGUCCAUUCGCUAACUGGAAUACCCCUAUCGGAGAGUUGACACGAAAUGUGGGAAAUCAGGCCUUCCCCAUGGAUAAAGAUAUUUUAAAUGACAUUAUGUCAAGGGGAAGAAUUGAAGACAUCGUUUCACCAACUGCUGAAUUAGAACAUGACAUAGAAUAUCACCAUGGUUCUUACCACAUCCAUGUAGGUGGUUUAAUGGAAAGUAUUGAUACAGCAUCCUUUGAUCCAGUUUUCUUCAUGCAUCAUGCUUAUAUUGAUUAUGUUUGGGAACAAUUCAGACAGAAGACUUUGGCUGCAGGAGGUGACCCUACUCGAUAUCCCGAAUCAAAUGAUCUACCUCUUCAUACUGGAGAUACAGUUAUAAACGUCAUUCAAUUACCAACUGGUAAUGUUACUGUCACCCAAAGAGACAUGUACGCGACAUUAACGGAUUAUGAAUACCAACCAUCCCCAGAAUGUAGCCGCACAAACCCCGACUGUGGUUCGAUAUAUUUGGCAUGUAACAGAACAAGUUACAGAUGUUACCCUGUCAAUCCAAGUUUGCAGCCACCCGUGAAUCCAGGACCACCAAUUAAUCCAGGACCUCCAGUCAAUCCAGGACCACCAGUCAAUCCAGGACCACCUGUUAAUCCAGGACCACCUGUUAAUCCAGGACCACCUGUUGAUCCCCCAACUGAUCCGUGGACACCUGUUGAUCCAAGGCCACCCGUUAAUCCAGGACCUCCAAUAAAUCCUAUUCCACCAGUUAAUCCUAGGCCUUCUAACUGCAUCGAUAGUAAUAGAUAUAUUAAAGCUCCAAGAACAUGUCAAAAUACAUUCUGUAUUGAUGGUGUUUGUGACACAAACAAAUGGUCUUAUUUCCCUGUUAAAGUCAUCUCCAACAGAGCUCCCGAGUUCAGUGGAAGCGGAUCAUAUCCAGUACGAAAUGGUAAAGUAAUGACGAAGAACGACAUUUAUGAACCGAAAGCUUACACAGCUGUAAACCAAUAUGUGAGACCCAGGGCUGUUGAGCCUAAAGGUUAUGGCAAUUGUCAAGACACUCAUGGUAUUGGACAAAUAUUCAUCUCUUCACAAGGUAUCAAUUACGAAGGAUAUUAUUCAGAAUCUUCCAUUAUUGAUCAGCGUCUAGCUACCUCUAUCAGUAUAGCCUACUUAGCCGUCAAAGAUAUUGGAAUCUCUGGAAAGUCAACUGCUUUACUCCGUGCGUUUGAUCAGUGUGGAAGAAUUUGUCACACGGCCUGUAGAGUACCAGGAUCUAAUCCAGCUAAAUAUCGCCCAUGCUCCGGUGUGGUUGACAUCACUCCGGAUUUCCCCAAACAAUACAGUAGUUCUUAUGGCGAAUCAUUACUACAAGUCUGGGGCUACAAGCAAGAUAGAGAGUGUCCAAUAUUCGAGGGCGAAGAUUUCUUCAUGUCAUUUUAUUGUGAUUAUAAAGAUCGACUACCAUGGGUCGAGUCUGGACCAGUGUAUGGUCAAACACAGCCAAGUCCACUAAUUAUGCCUAUAUUUCAACCUAAACCAGUCGUACCACCUAAACCGAAAGCAGUAUGUAAAGUCAACACCAAGUGUACAGUCGAGGUGGCUUGUGAAAGCAGAAAAUGUUCAACCUAUGGCCACAUUAUACUCGAAACUAUCUUAGCACUAGGAUAUCCCAGAAACAGUGUUUGA
This is a messenger RNA of Lottia gigantea (owl limpet), 2301 nucleotides long. RefSeq lists its product as hypothetical. The coding region runs from base 1 to 2301 and encodes 766 amino acids. Gene Ontology annotation, molecular function: oxidoreductase activity. NCBI's taxonomy places the organism in Eukaryota, Metazoa, Mollusca, Gastropoda, Lottiidae. The transcript is spliced from 5 exons. The record is from RefSeq and is a predicted model, not a curated record.